This is a messenger RNA of Pocillopora damicornis (cauliflower coral), 1153 nucleotides long. Its product is annotated as putative trafficking protein particle complex subunit 2. NCBI's taxonomy places the organism in Eukaryota, Metazoa, Cnidaria, Anthozoa, Scleractinia, Pocilloporidae. The record is from RefSeq and is a predicted model, not a curated record. Gene Ontology annotation, biological process: endoplasmic reticulum to Golgi vesicle-mediated transport.
UUUUCGGUCAAGAUUUGAGCGCCUGGAAGAAAACUUUCCUCGGUCAAACGACAAAUUAUACAGUGGAAAGUGAAGCACUGAAAUGAGUUAGAUUUUGACAACGAAUGUUAUAAUUCCAGGGAUCAAAAUGCUGGGAAACUAUUACUUUGCAAUUGUCGGACACCGCGAUAAUCCAGUGUUUGAAAUGGAAUUCAAUACACCAACGAAAUCUAUGGAUUCGUCUCAGGGCCGCGAAAGCUAUAAGAGAGAUGAUCACAGACACCUCAAUCAGUUUAUCGCACAUGCUGCACUGGAUCUUGUUGAUGAAUCUAUGUGGUCCACUACAGGAAUCUUGGAUUUUGGAUACAACUGUAGAUUUAUGAUGCUUCAUGAUGUGAGAAAUGAUGAUGGAAUAAAGAAUUUCUUUUCUGAUGUCUAUGAAACAUACAUCAAGGUUAUUAUGAAUCCAUUUUAUGACAUGAACAAAAAGAUUGAAUCACCCAACUUUGAAAGGAAAGUAACUGUUGCUGCUAAGAAACAUCUCCUAGGAUAGCAUAUGACCUUAGGAAAAAUGAAGAGCAAUAAGCAAAUAAAUGAAUUUAUUUACAGUUGUAUAAAUAGGAAUGGAUUGUAGUGCCUGGCUAGUUUAUGCAUUUUUUUUUGUUAUCCACACAUGGGUUUAUCAUCUCGUCACAACUUCAACAAAAUCUAGUCUCAUGUCAGUUUUAAUUAACAUCAAAGGCACCAUGACUAUGAGCAAGAAACAUUUCAAAAUGUUGGAAUAUAAAUUAGUCUUUCUUUCCAAGAAUUAGUGAAGUUGUGUCCCUAAAGUAUAUGUUGUAUUGGUGUAAGGAGUUGAUUCAGUCUAUUAUAUCACAAAUGCGCAGUCCCACAUCUUAGAGAAGUUGUUUGGUGAUGCCAAGCUUGUUCCCAGGGUCUAUCUUUUCAUCUCUUAUUCACUUAAGGAAUUUUAUGGCUUUUACUUCUUUAUAUCACUCUCCAUUAUUGUUUUAGUUUGCUUGAAAAGCAGUCCUUCCACCCUAUUCUUAAAAUUUUUGUUUUCCCACCUUUUGUGAAACCUUGAAUUGUUCGAUUUUCUUAAACAUAAUCAGGAGAGAUGAGUAAUAAAAACAACUAAUUAAAAUAAAAACGCUGUGGCAGUUCAUGUUGGGAA